This is a messenger RNA of Raphanus sativus (radish), 503 nucleotides long. Its product is annotated as cytochrome b-c1 complex subunit 8-1, mitochondrial. Bases 105 to 323 code for a protein of 72 amino acids. The transcript is spliced from 2 exons. The record is from RefSeq and is a predicted model, not a curated record. Lineage: Eukaryota; Viridiplantae; Streptophyta; Magnoliopsida; Brassicales; Brassicaceae. Gene Ontology annotation, biological process: mitochondrial electron transport, ubiquinol to cytochrome c.
AACAUAUGUGCGGCUGCGCUUCGUUGUGAUUUGUUUAAUAUUUAGGUCAAUUCAGGUGUUAGGGAGAGAGAUUCGUCGUCUUGUUGGUGGGAAGAGAAGAGGAGAUGGGGAAGCAGCCGGUGAAGUUGAAGGCGGUGGUAUACGCGCUAUCGCCGUUUCAGCAGAAGAUAAUGACCGGACUCUGGAAGGAUCUCCCGGAGAAGAUCCACCACAAGGUCUCGGAGAAUUGGAUCAGCGCCACUCUCCUCCUCACUCCUGUCCUCGGUACCUACUGGUAUGCUCAGCACUUCCAGGAACAGGAGAAACUCGAGCACAGGUUCUAAGCCAAUCAAGUUUGGAAGCCAGUUUUCGUUAUAGAAUCUCUUCCGAGUUAGUGAUUUUUGUCUGAAACUCUUUAUUGCCAAAAUAAAUGUUUUGAUUUUUAUGACAAUCACUAUUGGGUUGGUGUGCAUCUUUCUUGAUGUGAUAUCGAAUUUUGAAUGGAAUCGUAUUCUCUUAUGUUC